AUGUUUGAGGGCCUUAAUGUGAUUACUGCGCUCAGAGAUGCGUGGCUUAAUGGCAACAUCAUUGUGAGAGAUGCUCACCGAGCAGCACUGAACAAUGAGUGUCCAGGACCCUUAAAGAGCUGUGAACCUGUAAAUCUCCUGAUCGCUGUUAUUGAAGUGGAGAACGAUGCUCAUCAGCUUGAUUUCAUCAUGAAUGUUGUGGAAGUGUGUCACAGUCCGCUGGUAUCCAAUCUACUGCCAUCGUCCUUCCGAAGCUCCUCACAGUUGUCGGGCAGCCACGGGCCGGGCUUUGCUAAGCUGAACCGGAGAGAAGAAAAAUGUUGGCUGACAUACACUCCAGAGACGAGAAUGCGACAGAAGCGCUAUGAUUUCUUUGUCUUCGAGGAUCUGAAUGAUUUUCACCACCUGGGAGACUGCAGGAAGCACAGCCUGCGGGUUGCUGUUUCCUUGCUACCUGGUGCCCGCGGGCAAACAUGUCCGUCAAGAGCUGGAGGUUGGUCUCCUCUGAGUUCAGACCGAUAUCAGUGGUUGGAGGUUGACCUGGGUGGGCGUACACAAAUCACUGCCGUUUCUACGCAGGGCCGCUAUGGCAGCUCUGAUUGGCUGACGGCCUACAUGCUGAUGUUCAGCGACACGGGACACAACUGGAAACAGCAUCGACAGGAAGACAGUAUAGGGGCUUUUCCAGGUAACAGUAACGCAGACAGUGUGGUCCAGCACAAGCUCCAGCAUCCAGUGAUCGCCCGCUACGUCCAACUGAUCCCCCUGGACUGGAACACCAAUGGUCGGAUUGGACUCAGACUUGAGACCUAUGGAUGUCCUUACAACUCAGAUUUGGUGAGCCUCGAUGGCCGAAGCAGCCUUCUCUACAGGUUGAAUCCCAGGCCAAAACAGAUGACCAAAGAAAGCAUCUCUCUGAUAUUUAAAACCCUGAAGAACUCUGGGAUACUCCUUCACGCAGAGGGACAGAGGGAGCACAGCCUCACCCUAGAGUUAGAGAAAGGAAAGCUUCUCCUGCUCCUCCGAAAAGGCAGGAGUUCUUCUCCCGACAGUCAGCAUCUGGUGUCUCUGGGCAGCCUGUUAGACGACCAACACUGGCACCACGUCGCAGUGGAGCAUCACAGCACUCACCUCAACCUCACCGUGGACAAAAGCACACUUUGGGUGCAGAUCCCACCAACAUUCACCCACUGGGACCAUAGCCAGAUGAGUGUGGGAGCAGAGCAGGGCCUCGGCUCUCGGAGGUCAAUCGGGCCAAACAGAAAUUUCCACGGCUGUUUGGAAAACUUGUUUUACAACGGUGUGAACCUGGUAGACCUCGCUAAAGAGAAAGACCAGCGGGUCACUGUGAAGGGCAAUGUAACCUUUUCUUGUGCUGAACCCGUUUUUGUUGCCAUGACGUUCACCAGCCCCCAGAGCUUCCUCUGGUUGCCAGGUGUGACAGAACUAUCAUCAACGGGCACGACGGUGGGGCUUCAGUUUCGGACGUGGAACAAGGCGGGGCUGCUGCUGACAUUUAAUCUCCCACAGCAAGGGGGCGUUGUCUGGCUGUACCUGAGCAGUGCCAGGCUCCAUCUACAGAUCCUCAAGUCUGGCAGGGCGCCGCUGGAGCUCAGUGCAGGUUCGGCUCUAAAUGACGGUCAGUGGCACUCUGUGGAGCUGAUCUCCAGACAAGGACAUCUGACUGUCUCUGUGGACACAGGGGAAGGAGCCACUGCUCACGCCAGUCCCCCGUUUCUUGUCACCACGGGAAGUCAACUUUUCUUUGGCGGUUGCCCUGUUCAAGGGAGCAGCCAAGACUGUAUGAACCCCUUCAAGGCUUUCCAGGGCUGCAUGCGUCUGCUGACUGUGGACAACCAGCCAGUGGACUUGAUCAUGGUGCAGCAGAGGCUGAUGGGAAACUACAGUAACCUGCAGAUCGACAUGUGUGGCAUCAUUGACAGGUGUUCUCCGAGUCACUGUGAACACGGAGGCAGCUGCAGUCAAUCAUGGAGCACUUUCCACUGUAACUGCUCCAGCACCGGCUACAGCGGAGCCACCUGUCACAGCUCGAUAUUUGAGCAGUCCUGUGAGGCGUACAAACACAAAGGCAACACGUCUGGGUAUUAUUACAUCGAUGUGGAUGGCAGCGGACACAUCGGACCACAGCUAAUAUACUGCGACAUGACAGAGGACAAAACGUGGAUGGUGAUCCAGCACAAUAACACAGAUCUGACGACAGUCCGACCGUCGCCAGGAAAGAACCAGCACUCGGCUCACUUUGAAUACACAUCUGAGGAGAAGCAGCUGGCGGCCUUCAUUGGCCAAUCGGAGCACUGCGAACAGGAACUGACCUACCACUGCAGGAAGUCACGCCUCCUCAACACACCGGACGGUCCUCUGCUCAGCUGGUGGGUGGGGGGGUCCAGGUGCGGACAGGUGCAGACUUAUUGGGGCGGGGCUCCUCCAGGCAGCCAGCAGUGUUCCUGCGGCCUGCAGGAGAACUGUGUGGACCCCAAACACUACUGCAACUGUGAUGCUGACCACACUGAAUGGGCUAAUGACUCGGGCCUGCUGACCCAUAAGGAGACCCUCCCUGUCAGAUCUCUGGUGCUGGGUGAUGUCCAGAGGCCGGGCUCAGAAAGUGCCUACAGAGUGGGGCCUCUCCGUUGUCGUGGAGACAAAAAUGUCUGGAACGCGGCAUUUUUUGACAAAGAGACGUCGUACCUCCACUUUCCCACAUUCCACGGAGAGCUGAGCGCAGACAUCUCCUUCCUGUUUAAAACCACUUCAUCCUCCGGCGUCUUCGUGGAAAACUUGGGCAUUAAAGACUUCAUUCGGAUCGAACUCAGCUCGUCCACCGAGGUCCUCUUCUCCUUUGAUGUGGGUAACGGUCCGUUGGAGGUUCGUGUGAAGGCUGGCUCCUCGCUGAACGACAACAGGUGGCAUCGCAUUCGAGCCGAGCGUAACGUUAAAGAGGCAUUGCUUCGCCUCGACGAGCUCCCCGCUGCCACGCAGGAGGCCCCUGCUGAUGGGCACAUCCACCUGCAGCUGAACAGCCAGUUAUUUAUAGGAGGCACAGCGUCCAGGCAGAAGGGCUUUCGGGGUUGCAUUCGCUCUCUGCAGCUGAAUGGCGUCACCCUGGACCUGGAGGAGAGAGCGAAGAUCACCCCCGGGGUUCAGGCGGGAUGUCCAGGCCACUGCAGCAGCUAUGGCUCACUCUGCCAGAACCAGGGCCGCUGUGUGGAGAGGCCAAACAGCUUUUCCUGUGACUGUGGCCCGUCUGCUUACACUGGAGCCUUCUGCGAAAGAGAGGUUUCAGCCAGCUUCAAGUCGGGAACAGCCGUCAGCUACACCAUCAAGGAGCCGGUGUCCAAUGAGCUGAACAGGAGCAGCAGCAGCAGCGCCCUGCCCUCCUCCAUAUCCUCUGACAUGACCCUGAGAGCAGAAAAUGUCUCCCUGGGCUUCAGGACCAGCCAGAGUCCCGCUCUGCUCCUCUACGUCGGCUCCUACCACAGAGAGUACCUGGCUGUGGUGCUCAACAAGCAUGAUAUGCUGGAGGUGAGAUACAGACUGGACAGCAGCAAAGAGGCAGAGAUCCUGAGAAGCAAAGUGAGGAACCUCGCCAACGGACAGCUACAUGCUGUAACCAUCAGCAGACUGGCAGACGCCGUCUCUGUGCAGAUUGACAAGAACAAUAAAGAGGACUUCAAUCUGACAUCUGAUGUAGAAUUCAAUGCCAUCAGGUUGCUGGUUCUUGGCAGAGUGCACGACUCUGGUGAGUUGGAUCCGGAGCUGUCUCGGCUUGCCUCUCUAGGUUUCACAGGCUGUCUGUCGGCUGUCCUCUUUAACUCCAUCAGCCCACUGAAAGCUGCUCUGCUCCACCCAGUCCCCAGCCCCGUCAUCGUUACCGGCCCACUGGUCCAGUCCAUUUGUGGCUCCACUUCAGCCAAUCCCUAUGCAGUGGAAACGACACACCACCUAUCAGGCCAGUCUGGAUCAGUGGGAACAGGUCAGCCUUUGGUGAAUGCCACCAGGAGUGACUCAGCUCUGAUUGGAGGUGUCAUAGCGGUGGUGAUCUUUGUGACCGUGUCUGCAUUAGCCAUAAUGGCCCGUGUCCUCUACAGGAGGAAAAGGACGUGUCAGAGCCAGGAAGUAAAGACAGUAAAGCCAGAAGACAGCCCGGAGCUGGCGUUCAGCAGCCAGACCAGCUCACAGAACGGUCCGAGCGAGAACCAGAAAGAAUAUUUUAUUUAG
This is a messenger RNA of Perca flavescens (yellow perch), 4236 nucleotides long. Its product is annotated as contactin-associated protein-like 4. The record is from RefSeq and is a predicted model, not a curated record. Gene Ontology annotation, molecular function: calcium ion binding. Lineage: Eukaryota; Metazoa; Chordata; Actinopteri; Perciformes; Percidae.